AUGCCCUGCAUUGAAGAGACUCCAGGACUGCAUUUCCCAGAACUUCCCCCCAGGAAUGGCACCAGCUUAGAGCUGGCCAGUGAGAGCCUCCUAGACUCAGAAGGCAGCAAAGAGCUAGAGGCCAUGCUACCCUGGAGGCAGUUGCGGGCCGACGUGUGGGCACAAUCUUUUCUGUUUGUCCUAGGGGAGUUGUUCCUGAUUCUCCUGCUCCCGAUCAUAAGUGGCUGCCCCGAGAAGUGCCGCUGUCACUCAUCUUCAGGUUCUGUCGACUGCAGCCGGCAGGGUCUGGCUGAAAUCCCUUCUGAUCUGCCUCCUCAGACUCUAACGUUGCACUUACAGGAUAACCACAUUCGUUGGCUUCCUGCUUUUGCAUUUAGGUCGGUGGCGCGGCUCACGACCUUGAACUUGUCCAACAACUCCCUUGCACAUCUGGCCCCCAUGGCUUUCCAUGGACUUCGGCAUCUGCAGGUUUUAAACCUGACCCAGAACUGCCUGCGAUCCCUGGAAAGCAGAUUUUUCCACUCCCUCCCACAGCUGAGGGAGCUUGAUGUGUCAUCAAACAACAUCAGCCACCUUCCCACAUCCCUGGAUGAGCCCUGGGAGAAACUGACGGUAUUUGCAGUUCAACGAAACCAGCUUCAGCUGCUGCAUCGUGGACUCCUGGACUCCAUGCCCAGCGUGAGGCUUCUGUUUCUCAAGGACAACCUCUGGAAAUGUAAUUGCCACUUGCUGGGUCUUAAACUCUGGCUGGAGAAAUUUAUCUAUAACGGGGGAAUAACAGAUGGCGCCAUCUGUGAGUCGCCAGACAUCUGGAAGGGAAAGGACCUUCUGAAAAUCCCUCACGAGCUGUACCCGCCUUGCCCUCUUCUGCCUCCAGGAGUGGUGUCCUUGCAGGAUCAGCAGCCUGGCUCUGCCCACAGGGCCAGCCCAAGGUCUCCUGAGGACCACAGCUUUGGGGAUCGAGACUCCUUGGAGUGUGAGUUCAAACCCAAGCCAAGGCCAACCAAUCUGCGCCAUGCCGUUGCCACCGUCAUCAUCACUGGGGUUGUGUGUGGGAUCCUGUGUCUGAUGAUGCUGGCGGCCGCCAUCUAUGGCUGUACCUAUGCGGCCAUCACAGCCCAGUAUCAGGGAGGACCCUUGGCUCAAGCCAAUAAGCCUGGGAAGACGGGAGGAAAAGAGCUACCUGACAGCUCACCAGCCUGA
Messenger RNA from Tupaia belangeri chinensis (Chinese tree shrew), 1203 nucleotides. RefSeq names its product leucine rich repeat transmembrane protein 1 (gene LRTM1). The transcript has 3 exons. The record is from RefSeq and is a predicted model, not a curated record. Gene Ontology annotation, biological process: positive regulation of synapse assembly; axonogenesis. Bases 1 to 1203 code for a protein of 400 amino acids. Gene Ontology annotation, molecular function: protein binding. NCBI's taxonomy places the organism in Eukaryota, Metazoa, Chordata, Mammalia, Scandentia, Tupaiidae.